Messenger RNA from Gracilinanus agilis (Agile Gracile Mouse Opossum), 1622 nucleotides. RefSeq names its product GRAM domain containing 2B (gene GRAMD2B). The record is from RefSeq and is a predicted model, not a curated record. The transcript is spliced from 14 exons. The coding region runs from base 136 to 1434 and encodes 432 amino acids. Lineage: Eukaryota; Metazoa; Chordata; Mammalia; Didelphimorphia; Didelphidae.
UGACAGUGAGGAAGGGACUGGGGUAGAAAACUGCAGUUAAUUUAUUUGAAUCAUAAAGUAGGGUUAGGGGAAAGGGGGAAAAAAGCGAAGAAGUGGAGCCAGAGGCACCCGCAGAGCUGCCCAGAGAAGGGCCUAAUGAGCGAACUACAGCAAGAUUUGGAAGAUAUAAAAUCAGCAAAAGUUCUCAGCAAGAAAGAGAGCAAAGCUGGCUUGUUCUAUUCAGAGGCUGAAAAUGGUGUGGAAGAGAAAAAGAAGGUUAGUAAGUCAUCAGCACUACAGACACCAACAUCUGAGACAGAAGCAUUGGAUCAGAAAAAAAUCACUUGCUUAAGGUCAAAGACACUCAGUAGUGAUGGUCUCUCCUUAGUGAGUGACAGUAGGAGUGAAUCUAAAACAGACAACAAAAAUGACUCCAAAGUUGAAAGGAAAAAGUCAUACUCUACAAGCCAGUAUAAGGCAAAUAUGCACUUCCACAAGUUAUUUCUGCAAGUCCCAAGUGGAGAACCACUGAGACAAAGCUUUACUUGUGCUCUGCAAAAAGAAAUACUAUACCAAGGAAAACUCUUUAUAUCAGAAAACUGGAUUUGUUUCCAUUCCAAAGUUUUUGGCAAAGACACCAAGAUCUGUAUUCCAGCUCUCUCAGUGUCUCUAAUAAAGAAAACCAAAACUGCCCUGUUGGUGCCAAAUGCUCUGAUUAUUUCAACAGUCACAGAAAAGUACAUAUUCGUUUCCUUACUCUCCCGAGACACAACCUACAAGUUAAUAAAAUCAGUUUGCAGACACCUAGAAAAUACAAGUGUGGGCAACAGUCCCAAUCCUUCAUCUCCUGAAAACAGUUUCCGGGCUGAUCGGCCUUCAUCUUUACCUCUGGAUUUCAAUGAUGAAUUCUCAGAUUUAGAUGGAGUGGUUCAGCAAAGAAGGCAAGCAAUGAAUGAAUAUAGCAGCUCUGGAUCUCAGACUCCUGAAUCUGAAAAUUCUCAAGAUUUUCAUGUGAUGGAGUCUCAGACAGUUCUGAAAGUCAUUAAGGGAGAAACAAAAUCAAUUCAUACAGAAUCUCUUGUGAAUUGUGUGCCUAAAGGAAAAGUCAAGAGUCUUCCAGGAUACACAGGUCAGACCAGAGCCUUUGGAUUGUUCCAUAAAUUGAAGUUCCAGAAAUGUCUGACACUUCGCCACAUUCUAAUUUUCUAUGCAAUUGUUGUCUGUACACUUAUCUUUUCUACCUUCUACAUGAGACACAGAAUCAACGCUCUGGAAGAAAGGCUUAGAUCAAUUGCCUCUGUGGUUGGCUCUCAUAAUGAACAAAAAUCACCACACUCCUUGGGAUCACAAUUGGAAGUCAACGUUGAAGCCCUCUGUGCAGAGUUAACUGCCAACAUAAUAAAACUAGAAAAGAUACAAAGCAACUUUAAAAGGCUUCUGGAGAAUGGUGACUGAUUUACCUGAUUGCUUGGGGCCAACUUCAUACUGCAUUUUUAAGAAGCGACUCUACUUCUCAUGAAGGGCACUCUGCUGGACAGAGAUACUUAUUAAUUGGAAUCCAAAGUUCCUUUUGCACUUUAUGGUUUUUGACUCAGGAAAGUGGGAAGUAAUUUGAUUGUUGUGCAAUAAAUGUUAGCAUUGGC